CUUCCACUGACUGAUCAACUUCAAAACAGCCUUUCCUAGCGUGACCCUCUCAGAGAGUGAGGUGGUUAGAUUGAACGUUGCUGGCCUUUUGAAAUCGUACAAAUAUGCUGUCAUUGACGUUGAGGCAAAUUGCACGGCCAUUGUGCCUGCGUGCCCCGGUGGCCCUGAGCAGCGUGGGGGCGAGGAGGAGCCAGCAUGCCGCUACCCGUAGUGUGGAACAGGAGGCCCCAUGGACUGGGCAGGACAGUCUGGCCCAGGACGACCCAGAGAUGUGGAACUUGCUGCGGAAAGAGAAGGACAGGCAGUGUCGGGGACUGGAGCUCAUUGCCUCUGAGAACUUCUGCAGUCGGGCUGCACUGGAGGCCCAAGGAUCCUGCCUCAAUAACAAGUACUCAGAGGGCUACCCAGGCAGGAGGUACUAUGGUGGAGCUGAGGUGGUGGACCAGAUAGAGUUGUUGUGCCAGAAGAGAGCCCUGGAGACCUUUGACCUGGACCCUGCCCUGUGGGGGGUGAACGUCCAGCCCUACUCUGGCUCUCCUGCCAACUUCGCUGCUUACACAGCCGUCCUCAACCCUCACGACCGCAUCAUGGGCCUGGACCUGCCUGACGGUGGACAUCUGACCCAUGGUUACAUGUCUGACACCAAGAGGAUAUCUGCUACCUCCAUCUAUUUUGAGUCCAUGCCCUACAAGCUCAAUCCUGCCACAGGGCUCAUUGACUAUGACCAGCUGGAGAUGACUGCCCGUCUCUUCCGGCCCAAGUUGAUCAUUGCAGGCACCAGCGCCUACGCUCGCCUCAUUGACUACGCUCGCAUCAAGAAGUUGUGUACGGAGGUGAAAGCCUACCUGCUGGCUGACAUGGCCCACAUCAGUGGUCUGGUAGCUGCGAAGGCUGUCCCCUCGCCCUUCAAGUACGCUGAUAUGGUCACGUCCACAACGCACAAGUCCCUCCGAGGAGCCAGGGCUGGUCUAAUCUUCUACCGUAAGGGCGUGCGUUCUGUGGACAAGAAGGGGAGGGAGAUCCAAUAUGACCUGGAGGACCGGGUCAACUUCGCUGUGUUCCCCUCUCUGCAGGGGGGACCCCACAACCAUGCCAUCGCUGGGGUGGCCGUCGCACUCAAACAGGCCCAGACGCCGAUGUUCAGAGAGUACAUUGGCCAGGUGAUGCGUAACUCCAAGGCCAUGGCUGAGGCCCUACUGAGCAAAGGAUACACGCUGGUGUCAGGGGGGACGGAGAACCAUCUGGUGCUGGUGGACCUGAGGCCUAAGGGCAUCGAUGGAGCCAGAGCAGAGAGAGUUUUGGAGCUGGUGUCCAUCACAGCCAACAAGAACACCUGCCCUGGGGACAAGAGUGCCCUGGCGCCUGGGGGCCUCAGGCUAGGUGCCCCGGCGCUGACCUCCAGACAGUUCAAGGAGACAGACUUUGUCCAGGUGGUGGAGUUCAUGGAUGAAGGCUUUAAGAUCGCCCUGGACGUCAAGAAGAAGACUGGGAAACUUGCAGACUUUAAGAACUUCUUGUUGGAGGAUCCAGAGACAGUCGCCCGCAUGGCAGAGCUGAGGAAACGAGUGGAGGCCUUCGCACGUCCCUUCCCCAUGCCCGGCUUCGAGGAUCACUAGGCCCUCCACACACACACACACACAGAGAGAGAGAGCAGGGAGAGUCAGUCGAGUAUUUCCGUUCCAAUAUCCAACACUAGCAUACUACUUAGAAUGAAGCAGCAAUGUAUUUGGAGGUGAAUUUUAAGUGGUAGGCAAUUAUGGACAUUGGAACUUGGUGGUGGUCAGGGAUUGGAUUCAGGACUGGCGGAACCUCGCAGACUUAUCCAAACAGAUGGGAGACCUUGGUUAUUCCUUUGACAUCAUCCGUUGACCUCUGACCUAACGCUUCUAACCCCUUUUGUAUGUUUACACAAAAAAAAUCCUUAUUUUGUUAGUGUUAUUUUCUGCACGUUUUUAAGGUUGUAGAGGAAAGAGCUCAACGUCAGACCCUGAGAGAAAUGUCAUCUAAUCUUAAACUGUCACCACCAAAGGUAGUGACUUGGAUAACAUUAUUAGAAGCACAGAGUCUUAAACUAUAACUGAACACAUUGUCUUAAUUUAACAACUUGUUGACUAGAUGUUCAUGAUGGAGAUUUGAUAAUACACGUCUGUCGUACUACCCUA
Salvelinus namaycush (lake trout) is the source of this 2162-nucleotide messenger RNA. RefSeq names its product serine hydroxymethyltransferase 2 (mitochondrial) (gene shmt2). NCBI's taxonomy places the organism in Eukaryota, Metazoa, Chordata, Actinopteri, Salmoniformes, Salmonidae. Gene Ontology annotation, cellular component: cytosol; nucleus; cytoplasm. The transcript is spliced from 12 exons. The record is from RefSeq and is a predicted model, not a curated record. Gene Ontology annotation, biological process: L-serine catabolic process; protein homotetramerization; purine nucleobase biosynthetic process. Gene Ontology annotation, molecular function: glycine hydroxymethyltransferase activity; protein homodimerization activity; serine binding. Bases 105 to 1616 code for a protein of 503 amino acids.